Messenger RNA from Hansenula anomala, 249 nucleotides. RefSeq lists its product as uncharacterized. The record is from RefSeq and is a predicted model, not a curated record. NCBI's taxonomy places the organism in Eukaryota, Fungi, Ascomycota, Saccharomycetes, Phaffomycetales, Wickerhamomycetaceae. The annotation marks the transcript as partial. The transcript has a single exon. Gene Ontology annotation, molecular function: structural constituent of cell wall. Gene Ontology annotation, cellular component: fungal-type vacuole; fungal-type cell wall. Gene Ontology annotation, biological process: fungal-type cell wall organization.
GUCUUAUUCUCAGAUGUCAAAUCUCACUUGAAUGAUUACAUGUCUUAUGUUCAGAAUAACCCAACUUUUAGUUUUCCAACUGAACUGAUCAACUAUUUCACUGCAAUCACUACUUAUACUGAUGAUUCAUACACUACUUUAUUAUCUGAUUUUCCAGCUUCACAGAUUGCAACUUUAGCUAGUGAAUUACCAUGGUACUCAUCAAGACUGGAAACCAAAUUAGAAUCAGCUUUCACAGCUGAUGGGCUA